AUGCAGGCUACAAUGCGAAAGCGACAGAACUCUGCUAUUCAAGCGUCAGCGUUUCACACUAGACAUGGGUCCAGAGACACAGAGUCGGGACUAAAGAAGCCAGAGUUCCACCUGGACCUGUGGUUCUAUUUCACGGUGCAGAACUGGGUUCUGGACUUUGGACGGCCCAUUGUCAUGAUCAUUCUACCUCUGGAGUGGUUCCCCCUGAACAAGCCCAGUGCUGGAGAUUACUUCCACAUGGCCUAUAAUGUCAUAACACCCUUCCUGCUGCUCAAGCUGAUCGAGCGCAGCCCAAAGACCCUGCCCCGCUCUGCAGUGUACCUCUGCAUCAUCACCUUUGUCAUGGGCGCCAGCAUCCACCUAGUGGGCGACUCCAUCAACCACCGGCUCAUCCUGAGUGGCUACCAGCUGCACCUGUCCGUCAGAGAGAACCCCAUCAUCAAGAACCUCAAACCUACCUCCCUGAUCGACUCCUUCGAGCUCCUCUAUUACUACGAUGAAAACCUGGGCCACUGCAUGUGGUACAUCCCCUUCUUCCUCAUCCUCUUCCUCUACUUCACCGGCUGCUUCACGCACAUCAAGGAAGAGAAGAAGAUGCCCCUCUCUGCCUGGCUGCUGCUGGGACCCAGCGCUUUCUACUAUUGGUAUCUGGUGACAGAGGGCCAGAUCUUCAUCCUCUUCAUCUUCACCUUCUUUGCAAUGACGGCCACUGUGAUGCACCAGAAGCGCAAGGGCUUCGUCCCCGAUAGCAACGGGCUCUUCCUGCUCUACAGUUUCUCCAUAGCCCUGGGGCUGGUGACUGUCUGGGUGGCCUGUCUGUGGACUGACACGGUCUUGCGCAGGAAGUACCCUGGUGUCAUCUACGUUCCAGAGCCCUGGGCCUUCUACACUCUUCACAUCAAGAGGAGCCAGUAGCUGGCAGGCCACGGCUCCUUUACCCAUCUGGCGCGCGUUAAGACCACUUACCAACCUCC
This is a messenger RNA of Megalops cyprinoides (Indo-Pacific tarpon), 974 nucleotides long. It is a transcript of the gene cln6b, whose product is annotated as CLN6 transmembrane ER protein b. The record is from RefSeq and is a predicted model, not a curated record. Lineage: Eukaryota; Metazoa; Chordata; Actinopteri; Elopiformes; Megalopidae. The transcript has 7 exons. The coding region runs from base 1 to 915 and encodes 304 amino acids.